GAAGAUUGUUCUGAAGGACUGCUAGAAUGGCGUCCCUCUCUAUUUUCAGUUUUUUCCUUUUGAUGUAUUUUUUGGACAAAGCUGACGGAGAUCCGUGUUCUAUGUACAGUGUAUUGUCGGGAGAGAUUCGCCGAUCUACAGCCUAUACCUUGACGCCUUCCGACACUGCCAUCUGUGACAACUUCCUGACAGAGCAAUGGUAUCGGAUAGACAGUCCAGCCGGGAACGAGAUUGUCCGCUCCUGCCCUUCUAUGACGCAGUGUGGAACAAUGUAUCCGAUGUGGAUGAAUGGCAACCUUCCGUUGAUAUCUGACGGUGAAGUGGACAGGACAGUGUGUCAAAGUGGAAUAAGCGGAUGUUGCGAAUCUUCGCUGACUAUCAAAGUCAAGAAUUGUGGGACAUACUAUGUGUAUUUUCUGAAAAAGCCUUCUGGAUGUCCAAUUUCAUAUUGUUUCGGUACACUGUAUGUAAAUGCAACAACGACAACAACGACAACAACCACGACCACAACCGCUCCUCCGACAACAGGAGGUCCGUCUACGACAACUGAAUGUGACAAAGAUGACAGAGACGACGACGAGAGAAAUGAAAAAAAACACAAGCAUGGUAGACGCUACAAGAAACAUGCGAUGAUGGCAUCCGCUGGUCUUGCUUUCGUGGUAUUUCUUAUACUGCUAUCAAUGUGCAUCUACAAACUUUACAAACGGAAGAAUCCAAAGGCAAACGAUAAGGUGGAACCAAUCGACUUUAUUGAACCUGUUACUGGUUCUGAAAAGACCCCACUUCCUGAACAAUGGGUAGUUGUUGUACCGUCCGCCCCUCCUAUUCAGCUGCAAAACUCCUUCAUCAAGAAGACCGCGAAGGAGGAUGAUUCUCAGCCAUGAUUUGACAGAGAGGAACACAAACUGUUGAAUUUUUUUUAAAACUGAAUGUUAUCAAUAAACAUUGUCAUUUGCUGUUCUGCUUUGGGUAAAAAUAAUUUUUGAAAGCUGGAAUAUUAUUUUACAAUAAAAAAUUAAUUAUAUUUUU
This is a messenger RNA of Saccostrea echinata, 1029 nucleotides long. Its product is annotated as oncoprotein-induced transcript 3 protein-like. NCBI's taxonomy places the organism in Eukaryota, Metazoa, Mollusca, Bivalvia, Ostreida, Ostreidae. The record is from RefSeq and is a predicted model, not a curated record. Bases 27 to 884 code for a protein of 285 amino acids. The transcript is spliced from 6 exons.